This is a messenger RNA of Penicillium maclennaniae, 1335 nucleotides long. RefSeq names its product O-acetylhomoserine aminocarboxypropyltransferase/cysteine synthase family protein. Gene Ontology annotation, molecular function: transferase activity, transferring alkyl or aryl (other than methyl) groups; pyridoxal phosphate binding. Gene Ontology annotation, biological process: transsulfuration. Bases 1 to 1335 code for a protein of 444 amino acids. NCBI's taxonomy places the organism in Eukaryota, Fungi, Ascomycota, Eurotiomycetes, Eurotiales, Aspergillaceae. The transcript is spliced from 6 exons. The record is from RefSeq and is a predicted model, not a curated record.
AUGCUGGAAAAACCUGCAUCUCAGCGGGCCUUUCCCGAUGCAUUGAAUAGCUGUGCGGUGCCCAUCUACACCACUGCUGCAUUUGCAUUCAAUAAUGUUGAGCAUGGAGUGCGUCUCUUGAAUAUCAGAGAACUCGGCAUCUACAGCCGGAUAACCAAUCCUACUGUGAGCCUGUUCCAGAACCGUAUGGCGGCACUGGAAGGGGGAGUGGCCGCAUGUGCAGUUGCAUCGGGAACGGCCGCUGUCUCGAUGACCUUGAUGGCAUUGGCUGGUGUCGGAGACAACAUCGUCCUCGCGCCGCAAUUGGGAAUUGAAUGUCGUUUUGUCCCUUCAAAUGAUCCAGAAGACUUCCGAGCUUUGAUUGAUGAAAAGAUCAAGUUCCUUUUCGUGGAGAGUAUUAGCAAUCCGAAGUAUACUGUCCCCGAUUUUGAAGCCCUAGCGGAGAUUGCUCAUGCCAAUGGCAUUCCAUUGAUUUGCGAUAAUACAUUCGGUUGUGCUGGCUACUACUGUCGACCGAUCGACUACGGAGUCGAUAUUGCCCUGCACUCCGCCACGAAAUGGAUCGGAGGCCAUGGAACCACCCUGGGAGGCGUCAUUGUCGACGCCGGGACCUUUGACUGGGGCUCUCAUGCUGACAAGUUCCCUCAGUUCCAUGCCAACAGCGCUGACGAUGGCAGUGGCGAGGUCAGUUUGUGGAACAUGUUUGGCUCUCGCGCCUUCGCCAUGCGCUGCCAAUUUGAGGUCCUCCGAGACAUCGGCAGUACUAUGAGUCCCCAAGCGGCUCAGCAACUUAUUAUUGGGCUGGAGUCUCUGGCCGUUCGAUGUGACCGUCAUGCCAGCAACAUCGAGGCACUAGCGGUGUGGCUCGCGCAACAGCCACAAGUCGCUUGGGUUCGGUAUCUGGGUAACGAAGACCACCCGUGUCAUCAGCAUGCCAAAAAAUAUCUGCAACGGGGAUAUGGUGCAGUCUUUUCGUUUGGCAUCAAGGGUGGCAAAGCAGCAGGAUUCAGGCUAUGUGAUGAGCUUCAGAUGAUCAUCAACACUACCAAGGAUACCCUAGUUGUGCACCCCUGGACCACGACUCACCAGCAGCUCACGGAUUCAGAGAGAUUCGACGCGGGCGUCACGGAAGACCACAUGCGUCUGUCAGUCGGGAUCGAGCAUAUUGAGGAUAUCAAAGAUGAUUUCCGGCGCGUUUUUCAACGUAUGAAUUCGUCCAGACUCUCCAUAGCUAAUGUUCGGGAGAAUUUGGUCCAUCAACAAGAGCAAAAGCGCAUAAUUCAGGCCUUGUUCGGGUUACCGGAGCCCCUGCCGCUGUCUCAGUCCGCCGUUUGA